CUCAUCAGAGUUAAAUUCAUGUUUUCCCUACAAUGAACUCAGUAGUCAAAUUGACUCCUUUAUGAACGUUCAAGAUUUAUCAGGAAUUGAAAACAAAAUAAUAAGUGUGGAAGAUUCAAUUUGUAAACUUCCAAAAUGUUCUGACUCCUUAAUUUCAAAUUUCAAUUCCACUUUUCAUUCAAAAUGCUCGACUGAUAUCGCUGCACAAAGUAACGAUGCUUUAACAAUAUCCGCACUUAUUUAUGAAUAUUCGCCACUUAGGGAUACACUUUGCUUUAAGAAUUCUACUGGUGGAUAUUGUGUUAUUGAAACUUUGGAAAAUGUUUUAAAAGAAGGCGGAAAUUAUCAAAACAUUUCUUCGCAAACUAUAUGUACAACUUGCAACAAGGCAAUUGCCAAUACUUGGGUGAAUUAUAUGAAAUCGCACCCUCCUCCGCCUGAACUUAGUUCUCAAUUUAGUGUUGCAAUUUCUUCCAUAAACACUGAGUCCAACAAAACAUGUGGACCUUCAUUUUUAGAUGGAAAUGUUCCUCUUGCUGCAAAUAGUAAUAGUAAAUCUAAUAAUGGUGCAACCAUUUUCAAUAUGAAUUUUGCAAUGUUGACCGCUUCUAUCUUAAU
This is a messenger RNA of Racocetra fulgida, 618 nucleotides long. NCBI's taxonomy places the organism in Eukaryota, Fungi, Glomeromycota, Glomeromycetes, Diversisporales, Gigasporaceae. The record is from the annotation of a GenBank genome assembly.